This is a messenger RNA of Meleagris gallopavo (turkey), 805 nucleotides long. The record is from RefSeq and is a predicted model, not a curated record. Lineage: Eukaryota; Metazoa; Chordata; Aves; Galliformes; Phasianidae.
GGGUAGCGGGUGCGAGGGGAAUGGAUGCCAACAGCGGGGCGCGCAGCACCCCGGGUGCCCGUGCGGCGGUUCCGCUUUCGUUUCCCCGACGGGGUCCGCACGGCGAGGCGGCGCGUACCGAAGGGUGAGACCGCCCGUUUGGGGGCGUGGCGGGGUGGUUGGCACAGCCCGUUUUGGGGGGACCGUGGACUGCUCCGCCCCGGGGCUGAACCUGGAGGCGUAUCCUUGCCGAGGCCCCAUCCCCUAACCAGAGCCCGCCCACAGGAGCUGGAGGAGGUGCGGCGCUGGGGCGGGGUCCGCGACCUGCACUUGGUGGACCGUGACGUGCUGCGCUGGAGGGGACUGCUGCUGCCUAACAAUCCCCCCUACAACACUGGUGCCUUUCGCUUCGAGCUGACCUUCUCCCCACAUCACCCCUUUGAGCCUCCUCGUGCCAGGCUUCUCACCAGCAUCCACCACCCCGGUGUGCUCCCCGAUGGCACCGUGUGCCAGCCCCUCACUUCCCCCGAGAACUGGGAGCCCAUCACCUGUGCCACGCACGUGCUGCAGGACCUGCUGCUGCUGCUGGACAACCCUGGCACCGAGCGGGUGCUGCGCCCUGAGCUGGCCCGUGAGCUGAGUGAGAGGCCCGAGGCCUUCCUGCACCAGGCAAAGGAGCACACCCGUCGCUAUGCCGAACCGCGCCCCGACACCCUUGGGCCCUGAGCCCCCACCUCAGUGCCCCCUGUCCUGUACAUAAAGCUCCCACCUCAUAUCUUGUGACCCCUCUGCACGAUGCUGUCCACAUGAGAGAUGAGGCACCACA